AUGAAUGACACUAUUUCACACCCAACCACACCAACUAUCAAAAAAGAAGCCAAUGAACCCGGUUCUCCCGUGUUCAGUGCCACGGAUGCACUCAAGACUAAUGCAGAGGAAUCAGAAGUGGAAGAUAAAAAGGUCAGUGGGGCGGCGAUGGCAGUUGAGGACGAGAAGCGUAAAAAAGACAACGGAGAUUCGAGUUCACAACGGCGUUUACGCAAACGGUCCAGUCAAGCAUCCCCAACUACAAUCAAANGCUAUCCAAAUGUCCUCGACCGGCUAAACGAUCCAGACGUCGUAAUUCCCAAACAACCCAGAUUUUCAUCUGAUUUCCUUCACCUUGGGUUAGGUCAUGACAUAACCCAUACUACUCCGUUGGCCGAUGCGCCACCCAGCAACUGUUAA
This is a messenger RNA of Echinostoma caproni, 399 nucleotides long. NCBI's taxonomy places the organism in Eukaryota, Metazoa, Platyhelminthes, Trematoda, Plagiorchiida, Echinostomatidae. The record is from the annotation of a GenBank genome assembly.